This is a messenger RNA of Knipowitschia caucasica, 1632 nucleotides long. The record is from the annotation of a GenBank genome assembly. Lineage: Eukaryota; Metazoa; Chordata; Actinopteri; Gobiiformes; Gobiidae.
AUGCAGUUGGAUCCACUGGAUAGCUGUCAUCACAGGGUCGUUUCCCAACUUAAGUCCAGUUGCGAAAGCCUUUCAGAAGAGCAGUUGGCAAAGCUUGGGGUUGUUCUUUUCAACUGUCAGUCUGAGAUUGAGGGUCGCAGGACUUAUCCAUGUACAGAAGAGAUGAUGAUAAAGGAGUGCACUGCAUCCAUGGACCCUGACACUUGGAAUGCCUACCACAUAGUGAGCAAUAGAGCCAGGUCGGUGUGUUAUGCCACACGACAGAUGCUCUUCCGGCGCAGGGCAGAGAACACUGUGAACGCUCUCAUCUCCACAGCUUCCACCCAACUCGAUGCAAUGAAGGAUCUCAAGGAGGGUCAACUUCAGCUAAAGGAGAUGACGGCAGCAUCCUUGGACAGAGUGCUUGAAGGCCACAGUGCUCUCCGGGAUCAGCAGAAUAGGCUCUAUGAAGAACAGGAACAGAUGGAGUCCUCACUGAAGGACAACCUGGAGCGGUUAGGAAAAGAAAAGGCUCUGAUUGCUUCCGGGCAGCAGCUGGUGGCACAGCUCAUUCAAGGCAUCACGCAAAAAAUGGAAAAUGUCAGUCAGCAUCUGGAAGUUCAAAGCUCCGAAGUGCAUGAUGGACAUCGUGCCAUAGUUGAAGAUCUUGCAGAUGUCAGACAUCAAGCUCAGGAUGUAUAUCAAAAAAUAGACACCAGUAUGACUCAGUUCUUGCAGUAUCAGGACCAGACCUCCCAGUACUUCUAUGAUCUGAUGACAAAACUUGAGCGCAUGAAUAAAACACUGGGGUUUGUUCUGCAGUAUUUGGACAACAUGCAGGGCAAGAUAGAGGGUCAACUUCAUGUGAUUCAGAACUAUCUUGGAUGGGCAGGGUUGAGUUUAACAGCCAUGUGGACGUGCUUUGCUCAUGCCGGUUACUUUGUCCUGGCUGCAAUCCUGUUAACAUUUCUACGCUGUCCCGGUUUCUCUCGAGCCAUGCUGCUUUUCACAGUUCCCCUAAAUGCAGUGGCUGAGGUGAACCAGCAACCUGCUUUGGAUCUCUGCAACCUCAGCCUCCUCCUGUUCACACUCUCGCUCGGGCACUGGUUUAUUAGACAAUUCUGUGCUUUCCUUCGCAAAUGCAAAACUCCUGUCCUUCUUCCACUGGGUCCAUGUGAAACCGUUGAGCCACAAAAGCCAAAACCUGCCCCCCUUUCUUAUCCACCCUGCUCAACCCCAGACAGAGAAAAAAAUGGGAUUUGUCUGGAAGAAACCAUUGACCAAGAUGGCUUCAUAUUAGGUGACCUGGGCACAUCAGUGGUGUCUCCGUGCCACAGGAGGAUACAUAGAGAAUCAAUCAACCAUUCCACCCCAAAGGCUUUGGUGAAACCUGUUCUGUCAGCGACACACAUUGACAACCUCUCCCUGAGGAACAUCGGAGGCGUGUGUGAUGCUGCGAAUGACUCAAGAGAGUUGGUAGAUGUCUCCAGAAGUGCAAGUCCCAACCCCUCAAUCAUCAGCAACAUCUCAUUGACAAGUCGCCUGCUCUGCAACGCAACAACCAAAGCUGGAAAAGCCUGUAAAAAGAGGGCGGUGCUGGGACUGGAGUACUGUAGAGUGCACGAGGGAGGACAAAACUCCUAUGUAAAUUAG